Lottia gigantea (owl limpet) is the source of this 246-nucleotide messenger RNA. RefSeq lists its product as hypothetical. The annotation marks the transcript as partial. The record is from RefSeq and is a predicted model, not a curated record. The transcript is spliced from 2 exons. Lineage: Eukaryota; Metazoa; Mollusca; Gastropoda; Lottiidae.
ACAGUUUGUUCUCUAGGAACGCACUGUCUUUCUAUUACAGUUUGUUCUCUAGGAACGCACUGUCUUUCUAUUACAGUUUGUUCUCUAGGAACGCACUGUCUUUCUAUUACAGUUUUUUGUUCUCUAGGAACGCACUGUCUUUCUAUUACAGUUUGUUCUCUAGGAACGCACUGUCUUUCUAUUACAGUUUGUUCUCUAGGAACGCACUGUCUUUCUAUUACAGUUUGUUCUCUAGGAACGCACUGU